GAGGAGAUACCGCAAGAUAUCGCGAGACUGACAGCUUGGACGUCGCUGCGGUGCAUUACAGAGCAAUCUUUAAAUUAUUUGUAAAUAUUACGUAAAUUGAGACAUGUCGCAUUUUAUUUAACGUGUUUAUUUCACGGGGGAAGUUUUCCAGCAGUGUCUCGCGCUGGGACAUGGAGGCCGGCGAAGGUGUCAGCGGGGCCACACCCACAGAGGAGAUGAACGGAGCGGGAAACUUGAUGGAUUUCCUGGACGAACCUUUUCCCGACGUGGGGACGUAUGAAGACUUUCACACCAUCGACUGGCUCAGGGAGAAAUCCAGAGACACAGACCGACACCGCAAGAUUACCAGUAAGAGUAAAGAGUCUAUGUGGGAACUGAUCAAGAGUCUGCUGGACGCCUGGUCAGGAUGGGUGGUCAUGCUGCUCAUUGGACUGCUCUCAGGUACGCUGGCCGGUGUCAUCGACCUGGCCGUGGACUGGAUGACGGACCUGAAGGAAGGCGUUUGUCUGUCGGCGUUCUGGUACAGCCACGAGCAGUGCUGCUGGACGUCCAACGAAACCACGUUUGACGACCGCGACAAGUGUCCGCAGUGGCAGAAGUGGGCAGAGCUGAUGACCGGCCAUGCUGAGGGAGCAGGAGCGUACUUGCUGAACUACUUCCUGUAUGUCAUGUGGGCUCUUCUGUUUUCAUUCCUCGCUGUGUCACUGGUGCGAGUCUUUGCUCCGUACGCCUGCGGUUCAGGAAUCCCAGAGAUUAAGACGAUCCUGAGCGGCUUCAUCAUCCGUGGUUACCUGGGGAAAUGGACACUACUGAUUAAGACGGUCACUCUGGUUCUGGCGGUGUCGUCCGGUCUCAGCCUGGGGAAGGAGGGUCCUCUGGUCCACGUGGCCUGCUGCUGCGGGAAUCUCUUCUGCAGUCUCUUCUCCAAGUACAGCAAGAACGAGGGCAAGCGAAGAGAGGUGUUAUCAGCCGCAGCAGCUGCCGGUGUGUCGGUGGCGUUUGGAGCGCCCAUAGGAGGAGUUCUUUUCAGUCUGGAAGAGGUCAGUUAUUAUUUCCCUCUGAAGACUCUGUGGCGCUCCUUCUUCGCCGCUCUGGUCGCCGCCUUCACGCUGCGCUCCAUCAACCCGUUUGGCAACAGCCGGCUGGUUCUGUUCUACGUGGAGUACCACACGCCGUGGUACAUGGCCGAGCUGGUGCCGUUCAUCCUGCUGGGUGUGUUCGGCGGCCUCUGGGGGACGCUCUUCAUUCGUGCUAACAUCGCCUGGUGCCGCUGCAGGAAGACCACGCAGCUGGGGAAGUACCCGGUCCUGGAGGUCAUCGCGGUGACGGGGAUCACGGCUGUGCUGGCUUUCCCGAACCCGUACACCCGCCGCAGCACCAGCGAGCUCAUCUCGGAGCUCUUUAAUGACUGCGGCGCCCUGGAGUCGUCGCAGCUCUGCGAUUACAUCAACAAUCCCAACAUGAGUCGACCGUUGGACGAUAUUCCAGACCGUCCUGCUGGACCCGGCGUCUACAACGCGUUGUGGCAGCUCGCCCUUGCUCUCGUCUUCAAGAUCGUCAUCACCAUCUUCACCUUUGGCAUGAAGAUCCCGUCCGGACUGUUCAUUCCCAGCAUGGCAGUGGGAGCGAUCGCCGGGCGGAUCGUGGGAAUUGCGGUGGAGCAGAUGGCGUAUCACCAUCACGACUGGAUCAUCUUUAAGAACUGGUGUCGUCCCGGUGCUGACUGCGUCACGCCGGGACUCUACGCCAUGGUGGGAGCCGCCGCCUGCCUGGGCGGAGUCACCAGGAUGACUGUGUCCCUCGUGGUCAUCAUGUUCGAGCUCACUGGUGGGUUAGAGUACAUCGUCCCGCUCAUGGCCGCCGCCGUCACUAGCAAGUGGGUGGCUGACGCCUUUGGGAAGGAGGGAAUUUACGAGUCACACAUUCAGCUCAACGGUUACCCUUACCUGGACGUCAGGGACGAGUUCACGCACCGCACGCUCGCCACAGACGUGAUGCGUCCGCGCAGGAACGACCCGCCUCUGUCCGUCCUGACGCAGGACUCCACCACGGUGGAGGACGUGGAGGCGCUCAUCAAAGACACGGACUACAACGGUUUCCCUGUGGUCGUGUCCAGAGAGUCAGAGCGGCUCAUUGGCUUCGUCCAGCGCCGGGAUCUCACCCUCGCUAUCAAAACAGCCCGUCAGAAGCAGGACGGCGUGGUCAGCAGCUCCGUCGUCUACUUCACAGAGGACGCGCCGCAGCUGCCGGCCAGUAACCCGCAGCCGCUGAAGCUGCGACGCAUCCUCAACCUCAGUCCCUUCACCGUCACCGACCACACGCCCAUGGAGACGGUGGUGGACAUUUUCCGUAAGCUGGGUCUCCGUCAGUGUCUGGUCACCAGGAGCGGGCGUCUCCUGGGCAUCAUCACUAAGAAGGACGUCCUGCGUCACAUGGCUCAGAUGAUGAACCAGGACCCAGAGUCGAUCAUGUUCAACUAGCAGCACCGACGAGGUGUGAAAAAAGAAGAAAGUGGUGCAAAGCUACUGUCCUCGUAAACCUGUGAGACGCCCCCUACCUUUCACCUGCCGACACUGCAGCUCCGCCCUGCUCCAUGUGUUUUCAACCUUCAGAACAUCGACAAGUGUUUGUGGCGAGAGGAGGUGGAGCCAGUUAGAGGUGACGAAAACUUCCUGUUGUUGUUGUUUUUCUGCCACCAGGUGUCGCAGAGUGAAUCAUUUUGUUCAGUGCUGCUAAUUCCAUUUAUGUGUUGUUUUUUUUAUUAUUUAUAAAAAAAAAAAUGUGACACUAAAGAGAAACACUAAGACUGACGCAGCUUCAAUCACAUGAUCUGGUGGUGUCUUAUCGCACGGCAGUGAGGUCAUCAAGGCUUCAUAUUCUCCUGCCUGUGGUAAAACAGUACGUUAGAAAAAGAAGUUGAAUGGGGCCAUGACAGUUCAGAGAGUACUGUACAAACCUGGUUUUAUUGGGGACUAUUGCACUUUGCUUUGUUUUGGUUUGGGGUUUUUUAAAUUAGGUGCUGCCAUAUUUAUAUUAAAGCUGCCUGUGUCCGUUUUUGUUAAUUUAAUUGUGUCAAAAGAUGUGAUUUAGUGUGAAUCUCUGCAGAAACAAAAAUGUAGUUUCUUAUCUCGACACAAACACACUGACAGCACUGUAGUUUAACUGUUUUCUCAUAAGCUAAUUAUUGUUUUGCGUAGAUUUUAUCAUAUUUAAAUGAUCAUAAUAUGUCCAGAUUAAGUGUACAGGCAGAUGUUGGCUCAGAAUUUCACGUUUGAUGGAAAUGAUUGCGACGUAAGUGCAAUGUUGUUGCGAUAUUUGUCAAAACAUUGUCUUUGAAAGUCAUUAAACUCGCCUCACUUUACACUUUUGUUAGAAACUUUGCAGUUUUCGAUUGUUUCAUAUCAAAAUAAAUCACAACAAACCUCUUUUUAUUUAUUUAAUCGUUUGAAAAUGAAGGAAAAUCACGACUAAGUGUCUUUUUUAGCUGCUAAUGUUUCCUCCUUAUCAAAAUCAACAUUGGGCGUCAAAAAGAUUCCUGAGAUUUCUGUGUCAUCGUUAUUUUUGUGGUGGAGAAAAACUAAAACUUUGCGCUUCAGAACAAAAGAAGUAAACACUUGGUGUCGUCAAAGCUCA
This is a messenger RNA of Solea senegalensis (Senegalese sole), 3633 nucleotides long. Its product is annotated as H(+)/Cl(-) exchange transporter 4. Lineage: Eukaryota; Metazoa; Chordata; Actinopteri; Pleuronectiformes; Soleidae. Gene Ontology annotation, biological process: transmembrane transport; chloride transport. The transcript has 12 exons. The record is from RefSeq and is a predicted model, not a curated record. Gene Ontology annotation, cellular component: early endosome; Golgi apparatus; synaptic vesicle. Gene Ontology annotation, molecular function: voltage-gated chloride channel activity. The coding region runs from base 171 to 2480 and encodes 769 amino acids.